AUGGCAAGCCAGCGUGGAGGAUGGCAGGCCAGCGGGGAGGAUGGCAAGCCAGCGUGGAGUAUGGCAGGCCAGCGUGGAGGAUGGCAAGCCAGCGUGGAGGAUGGCAGGCCAGCGUGGAGGAUGGCAGGCCAACGGGGAGGAUGGCAGGCCAGCGGGGAGGAUGGCAGGCCAGCGGGGAGGAUGGCAGGCAAGCGGGGAGUAUGGCAGGCCAGCGUGGAGGAUGGCAAGCCAGCGUGGAGGAUGGCAGGCCAGCGUGGAGGUUGGCAGGCCAACGGGGAGGAUGGCAGGCCAGCGGGGAGGAUGGCAGGCCAGCGGAGAGGAUGGCAGGCAAGCGGGGAGUAUGACAGGCCAGCGUGGAGGAUGGCAGGCCAGCGGGGAGGAUGGCAGGCCAGCGUGGAGGAUGGCAGGCCAACGGGGAGGAUGGCAGGCCAGCGGGGAGGAUGGCAGGCCAGCGGGGAGGAUGGCAGGCCAGCGGGGAGGAUGGCAGGCAAGCGGGGAGUAUGGCAGGCCAGCGUGGAGGAUGGCAAGCCAGCGUGGAGGAUGGCAGGCCAGCGUGGAGGUUGGCAGGCCAACGGGGAGGAUGGCAGGCCAGCGGGGAGGAUGGCAGGCCAGCGGAGAGGAUGGCAGGCAAGCGGGGAGUAUGGCAGGCCAGCGUGGAGGAUGGCAGGCCAGCGGGGAAUAUGGCAGGCCAGCGUGGAGGAUGGCAGGCCAACGGGGAGGAUGGCAGGCCAGCGGGGAGGAUGGCAGGCCAGCGGGGAGGAUGGCAGGCCAGCGGGGAGGAUGGCAGGCCAGCGGGGAGGAUGGCAGGCCAGCGGGGAGGAUGGCAGGCCAGCGGGGAGAAUGGCAGGCCAGCGGGGAGGAGCGAGGAUGGCAGGCCAGCGGGGAGGAGGGAGGAUGGCAGGCCAGCGGGGAGGAUUGCAGGCCAGCGGGGAGGAGCGAGGAUGGCAGGCCAGUGGGGAGGAGGGAGGAUGGCAGGCCAGCGGGGAGGAGCGAGGAUGGCAGGCCAGCGGGGAGGAGGGAGGAUAG
Molecule: messenger RNA, 1026 nt
Organism: Procambarus clarkii (red swamp crayfish)
Lineage: Eukaryota; Metazoa; Arthropoda; Malacostraca; Decapoda; Cambaridae
Source: RefSeq, a predicted model, not a curated record